UGUCAGCUUCCUACCCCUCUAUAAUCCUUUAGGGGGGCACUGAAGAGUGGUAUCAAAAUAAGAAAGAUAACAAUAAAAUGGAAUGUCCAAAUAGAAUCCCAGCUUCUAUCUUCCAUGUGGAACAGUUGGUAGGAGGAUCCUCUGUGUCCAGAGAUGAGGGCUAUUUCGGCUGUUCCGGAAUGUAUGCUCAAAGAGUUGCGACCGAGUAUGACUGUUCGACAGCGAGAAAUUAUGGAAUCGCUUCUUCGCCUCUCUCCAAAGCGGGAGCACAAUCUCCGACAAACACGGCUCUCAGCGUCUACCAUCAACAUCAUUACCUUUCGCAACUAAAUGCUUUUGGGCCUGAAUAUAAAAAUUCAUCCCAUGUAGCACAGCCUGUUAUCCGACCCCUGUUUCCAUGUUCUUUCCCAUCGGACAGUGUGAAGGAGGACUCAAUGUUCUGCCUAUAUAGCGGAGAUCCAAACGGACGCACGGAUACAGUUGUUGGAACUUGUUCCUCCACCCGGAUGGCUGAGAGACGCCAUCCCAGUCAAACGCACGAACAUUCUUGUCCGGAAUCCUCGACAGCUAACCAACGGUACCUAAGGAAAGAGAAGGCGCAUGGCUUCGAAUCAGAAAGUAUCUUCUCUGUGUCCGGAAUUGAGACAGAUAAUCCAGAACUAUUUAACGACACCUGCGAAACCAAUCAGGAGGCGCAUCAGGCAGUGGCAGACAGUAAACUCGAGGAGAAUCACAGUCCCAUGAAACAACUGCCUGAGAAAGAGAACGUCCUUAAAACGGACGGUAGCACAGACAACUCAGACAGUGAGGUUAAAGGGGACAGAUUGGAGAAUGUCUUCGGAAACUGGCUCACAGCGAAAAGUAGACGGAAAAAGCGUUGUCCUUACACCAAACAUCAAAUCCUGGAACUGGAGAAGGAGUUCUUGUUCAACAUGUAUCUGACGCGAGAGCGCCGCUUGGAGAUCAGCAAGAGUAUUGACUUAUCUGACAGACAGGUCAAAAUAUGGUUCCAAAACCGACGUAUGAAGCUCAAGAAAUUCAACAGGGAGAGUCGAGUGAGAGAGCUAACCUCUGCUUAUGACUAUACUUAAACCUUACAUCUUAUUUGGAGAUAAAUACUUUUACGCGUAAGCUGCACAUACAGGCUAGGCAUGCACACAUACAAGAGAAAACAUCUAGAGCAGGAUAGGAAUUGUAAGCCUUUCAAACAUUUUCACGUUUUUUUCGAGCCCAUGCAUGGUUUUAUGAAAAAUGUAAGUUUCAUGAUUUGACAGUGAAAUGCUAUGAUGCUCUAAAGAUGCACAUUGUUUCAAAGGCUGGAUAUUAAAGUGGCACUCCAGACUCCUUUUCACCUCAUUUAACACCUGAUGUAGUUAACAAAAGGCACAUCUCAAUAGGUGGUUCAGGUAUGUCAUGAAAUACAUAGCAAAAGUGUGUGUGUGUGUGGGGGGGGGGGGGCUUUCCUCUUUUCUUCUCUAGUGCUCCUCUAUUGUUCCUCAAGCAGGGGGAUGCCGAUGACAUCACGAAUUUCCAUCAGACCAACUCCUUGAAUGCCCUACUUGCGGUUAUGUCUAAAAAACAUUAUUUUGCUCAAAAGUUUUUUAACCUGGGGUGUACUUUACUGUAUUUAUACUUGGGAUAUCGCUUUUCAACAGUAAAGUUUACAAAAAUCACGAAAGGAAGUCUUUAAUUGUUUGUGAAAUGUGUCUUAAAGUGACAGCCCUGUGUCUGAAAUGGUUUCCAUGCACUUUUAAUGAAAACGUGUCAUUACUUUGUCUCUUCCUUUUCAUCAUUUCUGUUCUUAUUGUUUUGUGUUUGAUUAUUUUGUCAUUUCUGUGAACUUGUGCAUUACAGCAUCAAAGUGCAUUAACUUCUAAAGCAUUAUCCCAAUAAUUAUGUUGCUGGACAUUUGUAAAGAUAUCAAAUAAAUGGGUUUGGAGCAUCA
Messenger RNA from Oncorhynchus masou masou (cherry salmon), 1945 nucleotides. RefSeq names its product homeobox protein Hox-C10-like. Gene Ontology annotation, biological process: regulation of transcription by RNA polymerase II. Bases 78 to 1091 code for a protein of 337 amino acids. The record is from RefSeq and is a predicted model, not a curated record. Gene Ontology annotation, molecular function: RNA polymerase II cis-regulatory region sequence-specific DNA binding; DNA-binding transcription factor activity, RNA polymerase II-specific. Lineage: Eukaryota; Metazoa; Chordata; Actinopteri; Salmoniformes; Salmonidae. The transcript has 2 exons. Gene Ontology annotation, cellular component: nucleus.